AUGAAAGUGAUCAGGAUUGAGCCAUCCUGCAUUACUUUCCCAAAUACUUAUAUAUCAGCAGUAUCGCAAUACACCCUCACAAUAUAUAAUGAUGGCGAAGAUACAAAUACUCUUACUUGGAGAAGAUAUUCAACCACAUCUGAAGAAGAAAAAGUAUCAGAAAAGUUUAUCGAGGAAGAUUCUACAGACAGAAACGAAAAAGUUGAAAGUCUGCAGUAUUUAUCCGAAAUUUUCGUAGUUGAUCAAAAACCAUUUGAAGUUUGGCCACAUAGCUCUAAACAAAUACUAGUUAAAUACCAGCCACAACUCGCUCAACCAUAUAACGAAACAGCUUACCUUCAAUCUAAUAAAUUUGAUGAGAGAAUACCAGUGCAAUUUACAGGUUUAGGACUUCCACCCGAUGCAGUCUUUAACGUUAGUGCUGUUAACAUCGGACAUGUAGUCUUGGAUAGUGUUCUCGAUUAUAAGAUCGUUUUACAGAAUGUAGGUCAAGUUGACGUCGAUUUUAAAUAUAAUAACGAUCCAAGUCGAUAUUUUGUCUUCAAUCCAUCGUCAGGACAUAUUCCUAUUGGUGCGUCUAAAGAAAUUAUCGCGACAUUUACGGCAAAUUUUGUUGGUUCGUUCAAUGAAGAUUUUGAAUUCAAAAUUAAAGGGGCAGUCAAGAACUUUCCAAGAGUUAACUUCUAUGGAAGGGUUGUUGGUCCUUCUUAUACAAUAAAUACCAAAGCAAUUACUUUUGGCGACGUUUCUUUCGGAUUUAUUCAUACAAAAACAUUCGAAAUCGAAAAUAAAUCAGAUAUUCCAUUCGAUUAUACAUUUGUACUUGAAUACAAUGGCGAUUUUAGCGGAAGAGAGUUCGCAAUUACGCCAAUUUCAGAAACAAUCGGAAAAUACGGAAAACAAACUGUAAAAGUGGAAUUUAUUCCAACUAAAAUACAAAAAUACAAUCUCAAAAUGCAUAUGAACAUCGCACGACUUGGACAAAACCUUGUUUCGAUUCCAAUUUCAGCAAAUUGCAUUUCACCAGAAAUUUUACUUACAAACGCAACUGUCGAUCUCGGAAACGUAUUCAUUGGCUAUCAGUACACUGGCUCUGUUACUUUAGUCGAUAAUACUGAAUUUCCAGCAAAAUUCGAAUUUGUUGACACGAACGACUCUUCAAAACUACAAGCUGACAUCGAAAUUGUCAAGCACAAUGGACAAAUUGAUGCCCGCUCCAAGACGGACUUCCAAUUCAAGUUCACUCCCCUUCAACUUGGACCAUUAAACAUUGUUCAGUACAUAAACAUCCUUGGCAGUGCCGACAAACCACUUUCCUAUUGUAUAAAAGCUGUUGGCAUUGGUCCAGCCAUUUCUCUCAGCCAGCAGCAGCUUUCUUGGGGAUCAAUCCCUGUUCUCAAGAAAUACAACCAAAAACUUGUUCUUACAAACAACGGAAAAAUCGUUGCCAAUUUCAAGGCAUCGGUUGAGAGUGAACAAAGUGUUUUCUCAUUAAACACAUUAAGAGGAACAAUCAAACCAAACGAGUCGACAACAAUAGAAGUCACCGCUUUCCUCGAUGACAACACAGAAUUCAAAGGAAAACUCAUUUUUGAAUUCGAAAACUUGACACCAAUCAUUGUUCCUUUGAAAGCAAAAGGUGUUGGAACAGCUGUUAGUGCAAGUAUUCCUAUGGAUACAAUUGAUUUCGGAUACAUUUACGCCAACCAACAGAUCACAAAAACAAUAACAUUCACGAAUAAAGGAAGGAAACCACAAGAAAUCAGAUUCACUUUGACGAAACCUAGAUUAGAAACAGAAGACAAAAACUGUUUCUCGUUCAAAGUCAUUCCUGAUUCAGAAGUGAUUGAAAAGAAUGAAUCAGCGGAAUUCACAAUUGUCAUGAGUUGCACGAAACCUGUUGGUUUUUCAAUGAACAUGCAAGUGAAUUCAUCUCAAGGAAGACAAAGAGAAGAAUUGUUUUCUCCUAUGGUUAAAGGAACAUUUGUCAAACCAAAUGUUACUUUCUCAACACAGAACCUGGAAUUUAAACAUCUCCAUGAUAUUCUAAAAGAAAAAGAAUAUCUGGAAAUGACAGGACAAAAAGUUCCUUCACAAGCUUUGUUGACUGAUGAAGAGAAAGAAUUAGCAAUAACUAAUAAUUCCAAACUUCCUUUGACGAUGACAAUUGAUUGUCCUGAACCUUUCUCGAGUUCUUUAAAUACUUUCACGUUGCAACCAAAAGAAUCUGUGAAUUGCAUUGUUACGUUUUCAACAGCGUUCAAAACAGAUUUUGCAUGUGAAACAAUAUUAAAGAAACUCAAUAUUUCUUUGAAGGAUUUACCACAGAAAUUAACUGUUAACUUGAAAGGACAAAUUGUAUUUCCAAACAUCGAUUUCAAUCCAACUGGUUCUGUUGUUUUCGGUUCGAUGUUGAAGAACACUGAACAAACUAAAAACAUCGUGUUAAAGAAUCCAACGGAACUCCCUGCAACUUUGGAAUGGGAAUUGAUGCCUACAGGAGAUUCAAAAGUAGAUUUGUCGAAGAUUUUCGAUAUUUAUCCAAUAAGAUCAACAAUUCCUCCUGGAGGAGAAGAUACAAUGCAUUUCUCUUUCUUCGCAAUGAAUAACCAAGGAGCGAAUGUUACUUACGAAGCAAACGCUGUCUGCAAAGUCGAAGGAGGUCCUGAAUAUUCAAUACCUUUGUUUGGUGGCUCAGCAGACAUUUCUUACACAAUUGAACCUUUACAGUUGAAUUUCGGAAAGAAAUCAUAUUUGACACCAAUUACUUCAUCAAUAAACUUCACGAAUACAUGUGAAGUUCCUUUGAAAUUUGCUGUAAGAGUUCCUAAAGCAUGCAAAUUAAAUCAACUAUCAUUUACUCCAUGCGAAGGAACAUUAGAACCACACCAAACAAUACAAUUAGGUAUAAAUAUCAUUACAGGAAUGCCAAUUGCAUAUAAUGAACAAUUCUUUAUUCAAAUUGGUCACUUUGAAGAAGUUCGAAUUGAUGUUGAAGUUGAAUGUUUCAUUCCUCAAUUGGAAUUCACAAUUCCUCGUAGUUGUGAUGAUCCAACAACUUGUUCAAUCAAAGCGAAGAAAUCUAUAAAGAAACAACCAUCUCAGUUUGAAGUGCAAGAAACUAAAUUAUCUGUUGUCGAAAACGAUUUAGUUUACCAGCAAUUGCAAAAUGUUCCUUUAGUUGGCUCAGUAAGAAGGAAGAGAAAACAAGAACUACAGAAAGAAUACGAUGGUUUCAUUGUUUCUAAAUAUGAUUUCGAUCUUGGAAAAAUUGUAUUUGGUCAAACAAAGGAAUUCCAUUUGAAAUGCAAGACAAUUUCACCUUUCCCGCUCUCUUUCACAUUAAAUACACAAUCAUUAAGUGGAACAGGAUUUUCAAUAGAAACAUCAUCAUUUAAUAAUGUUCCUCCGAAUACAGAAAUUGAUAUUCCUAUUGUUUUUAAUGUCCAAAAGAGAAAGAAUAAUUGUUUAGGAGAAGUUGAAUUUCCAAUACCUUUUGUGAUGUCUACGGAUUUCGCUUUGAUUGUUUAUCUCAAAGCAAAUCUUAUAAUGCCUGUUAUUAACUUAUCACAACAACAUUUCGAUUUCGGAAACGUUGUUGUUGGACAGACAUUGAUUUUGGCAUUGCAACUACAAAAUAUGAAUGAAGUUCCUUGCGAAUACAAGUUUGGAGAAGCAGAAUACACAAAUGUAUUGCAAAGGAAUGUGAUGCAAGGAGUUCCUUCUCCUUACACAGCGAAUCCAUCCAGUGGAAUUCUUCCUCCUUCUUCUUUCAUCAACGUCGAAAUUGCUUUUGCUCCUAAGUCAGAGAAAAACUUUUCGAUGCAAUUCCCAAUCGAAAUCAAACACAACACAAAACCAUUGUAUGUUACAUUAAAAGGAAAUGGCAUACAAUUGAAAGUUGUCUUUGAUCCACCAUCAUUAAAGAUGCCUCCAAUGAUUCCUUAUUCAGAUUUAACGACAACAACUGUUUUGUUGAAGAAUCCAACGAAUUAUCCAAUCGAAGUCAUGGCAAAUCAAUUCGAUUUGCAGUUAUUAAUUGAUUCCCUUGAAGCCAAGCAAGCUCAAAUGGAUAAAGAAAAGAACCAAGAACUCGAAAAGAAGAUUAAAUCAAUGACAAGUCAAGAAAGUCUUGGUCAUCCUAUGAAAGACGCUUCUGAAGAAAUUAUGUUCACCAACCAAACGAUUUCAAGAUUCUCCAUUUGUGUAAUUGUCAAUGGUAUAAGUGGAAGUGGAAGAACAACAGUUGCUAAAGCUAUUUCUGAAUAUUUGGAUGUUCCUUUGUUAAACCUCAAAGAAGUUUGGGCUGAUCUAAUUCAAAGUGAAAAUAAAAAUGGCCCAGAUUAUACAAAUGCAAUCAAAGAUAAGAUAAGUCAACAACGAUAUGCAAAUGGAUUCAUUGUUGAUGGUCUUGAUGCAUUGCCUGAAACAUCAGAUACAGAUACAUUAAUCAUGCAUUGUUUGAAGGCAAAGAAUGCAAUGGAUGAUGUUUUCAACAAUCCAUUGCAAGUCUUCCAACAUCAGGAACAAACAGCAGCAGAACUCGCUCUUUCUUAUUUGUUGGGAGCUCUCGAAGGUCAUUAUGUCUUCCAAAUUGCUCUUAAAGCAAAUAUUGAUCUGAUGAACGAAAGACACUCUCAACAAGAAGUUGUUGAAGCAAAGAAGAAAGAGGAAGAAGCAGCAAGAGAAAAAGAAAUGUUAUUCCAAAUCACAGAGGAAGAUUAUGCAGCUUUAUCUCCAGAAGAACAAGAAGAAGUUGAUAAGAAACGUGGUGAACUUCGAAAGAGAAUGUUAAGAGGAAUUUUGGCAACAAUUAAAGAACAAGACACAGAAACAGAUAAAAAGAGCAGAUCUAAGCAUAAACAUAGAUCAUCAAAAGCAGUUGACAAAUCAGAGAAAUCUGAUGAAAAAGAAUCAAGUCGAUCCAAAUCAUCGAAACAUCAUAGAUCAAGGAAAGACAAAGAUAAAGAAGAGAAAGAAGAAAAGCCAGCCACACCACCAGAAAAAGAUGCUCCUGUUGCAGCGAAACCAGAGCAGAAACCAAGAAAGAAAGGUGUUCCUUCAGAUCCAACAGAAUACGAAAUUGCUAGUUACAUGUUCUCUUUAGGUUCAAUGACAGCAAAAAUAAGAGAAGGAAUUAAUUUCACAGUUAUUGAUCCUUUGUCAAUUAUUGGAAUGGAAUCAAGAGAAGUUUUACCAAAAGUUGAAGAAAUUCCACCAGAAAACACACAAUCAAAAGAAACUCUUCAACAAUCUGGAUCUAAUCGUGCUUCAAAGUCAAACUUGAGUCAGCCAAACUCCAACCAAAUUUCCAAACAAAAUCUUAUGCAGCAACCAGCUUCAAAUGUUGCUUCUAAAGAAGUUAUACAAGAAGUCAAACCAGAAGAAGAGGAAAAGAAGGAAGAAAUAAAGACAACUCCUCAUAUUACUCAAUUGAACACAAUUGUCAUUGACAUUAACAAUGGAGAUCCAGAAUCAAUCAAUGAAGAAGCAAAGAGAUUUAUCCCUCAAAUCAACGGAUUAAAGAACAAGAUUUUCGCAGCUCAAAUUCCAGAACAAAGAUUAAUAAUGCCUGAACAAACAACAUACAAGAAAGCAACAUUAUCUCAGAUGCCAGAUCAUUUCUACAUCCAACUUGAAACAGAAGAUAACGAGAAAAUGAUACAAUGGUUAGAUUCUCGUCCAUCAACUGUUAGCUCAAAUACAGGAGGUAGAAAGAGCCGCACAAAAACAAACAAGAGAGAACCAAGUGUCGUUGAUGAUUUGGACACUUCAAAGAAUACUCCAAGAUGGGUAAUUGGACCAAACUCAGAGAAAGCAUUGACAAUUGUUUUCGAGCCAAAAUUUGUUGGAACAUUUUCCGAUAACAUCAUUUUCACAUUGACAAAUGGUAUGGCUGAUACAUUUAAACUUCAUGUCAGUGGUGAAUGUUAUUGCCCUGAAUUCGAUCGCAAUCCUAAAACAAUGUUCACUAAAGUUGUUCCUCGUUUAGACAAAGGUUGUGAAGGCGCUUUCAUUUUGGAUACAAAUGAAUUCAAUUUCGGACCUUUGUUAGUGAACAAAGAUAAAGGAAAUGCAAAGGGAACACCUCAAAAUGGACCUUCUCCUUACAAAGGUGUUGCAACUAUCACGAAUACUUCACAAUUCCCAAUCGAAUUUACUGCUCAAAUAACAGAUCUCACAGGACACAAUGGUUUCUCAAUAGAAAAUAAUAAUUUCAUUGUGGAGAAAGAUCAGUCUUAUCCAUUCGUGUUCAAGUUCAAUGCAACUAAUGCUGAGAUUUACAAAUCUCAAAUCAAACUCUUCGCGCAAGAUAAUCCUGAACCAUUUUCUUUCAAUGUUUCCGCAGAAGGUUGCAUUCCUUGCAUUGAACCUUCAACAACAUCAUUAGACUUCGAGAAACUGUUGUUGAAUCAAACAAGAACUCUCAAAGUCGAGUUGAAGAACACUGGAUUAAUUCCUGCUGCUUGGGCAUUCAAGAACAUUGCAACAUUAGAUAAGAACUUUACUUUGAAUGCAACAGAAGGAAUUAUUAAUCCAAAGUCAACAUUCGUCUUGACAGCGACAUUCACUUCAGCGAAGGCUGUCGUUAUCAAGAAAGGUUUGACUUUGGAAGUGUCAAAUAGAGAUAAGACGAAAGCAUUUUCUUCAUAUAAUUUCAACUUCCAAGCUGAAGCAUUCGAAAUCAAUGUAGAUUUCCAGUUCCCGAAGGGCAUGGAUUGCUUAGAUUUCGGUCCAUUGAAGGUUUCACAGCCAAAGACAUUGAGUUGCACAUUAUUGAACAAAGGAAAAUAUCAAGGAAACUUCAAAGUUCAAUUCACGAAUCCGAAAUUGAACCAGAAUUUCCAGAUUUCUCCAAUGGAAGGAGUUAUUCCUCCUGGAAAGACUCCUGCAACAAUUUCCUUCACAUUUAUGUGCAACAAAGUCCAGAAGUUCGUCAAUACUAAAGGAAUCCAAAUUCUUUUGAGUGAUGCAACAACGGGAAGCAAAACAGAUACUCUUCCAAUUUCAUUCAACGCUGCAACAAUGUACAGCCAAUUCACAAUUCAGCCGCAGAAGAAGAUUGACUUUGGACCUGUAACUGUUUUGAAUAAUGAAGCCAAACAGAUAACAUUAACUAACACUGGUGUAUUCCCAUUCGAUUACGAAGUCACUCCUAAACCAGAGAAAUUGAAUCCUGAAGUAGAAAGCGAAAAAGGAUCAACUAAAAAUGGAAAGAACACGAAACAAGCGAAAGCUCCUCCUGCAAAGAAGAACCAGAAGAAACCAAACGAAAAAGGAGUUUCUUUCGGACAAUUCCUUAUCAAUCCUUCUUCAGGAUCUGUUGCUCCAGGAGCAUCUGUUACAAUUGAUGCAGAAUUCAAUCCACAAAUUCCAGGAAACUCCAAUUCUGUCGCGAUUUUCAACAUCACAGACGCGCCUGCAAAUGGUGGAAAGGUUAACUUCUCUCUCAUGGGAUCAAGCCACAUUCCAGGCAUAGAAUGUACUCAUUACGAAAAGAUCUUUGCUGGACUGACAUUGGCUUUAUCUUACGACAGACCGAAGUUGACACAAAAUGCUUUCAUUGAAGACGAACAAACUUUAGUUUUCAUGCCAAUUGUUGUUGGAACGAAAUCCAAGGUUACCGCCAAAAUUAUUAACAACCAACCAAUUCCAUGUUCUGUUGAUUUAUCUGUGAAACCGAAGGCCAAAGCUUCUGGACAAUUCCCAUUCGAUGUCAGCGAGAAAACACUUAAUUUGAAUGGAAACUCAGAAGCAACAUUUGAUGUCACGUUUUCUCCAAGUGGAGUUGACAAAUUCCUUGGACAAUUUGAAGCCAAUGUAAAGAAUGGAACUGAUGCAGCCACUAAAUGCCUCAAGUUCUCUGUCGAAGGUGUUGGUUCUCUACCACAGAUUUCUCCUGUUGGUCUUGAUAAACCAGGCAAGAAUUCCUCAGUUUAUCAAAUCAACAUGGGUAAAACAUUGGUUGGAUUUUCACGCCAGAAAUCAAUUGUUGUCAAGAAUGAUGGGGUUAUCUCAACGAAAUUGCAGAUUUCCGCGAAGCCAUCUCCUGAUUUCGAAUUAGUUGGAAUUGAUGCAGGAACUACAUACAACAUUGAUCCAAACAGAAUGUUGGAUUUGCCAAUAAUGUUCUCUCCUUCUAAAGUGAGGAAAUGUCAAUUCGAAGUCACUGUUACUUUGGUUGACAAUCCAAAGGGUUCUUUGAACUUUGUUGUCAACGCUGAAGGCUUCAGCGAAGACAUCGUUUUAGAAGGAGUCAAAGGCGAAGACGAAUUAAUGAUGCCUGAUACAGUUGUUGGUCGCCAGAAUUCUGUUGUUUUCACAAUGAAGAAUGUUUCACCAGCAGAUAUCAGAUUCCAGUGGCAAGCUCAUCCUGAUUUCACUUUCUCUCCUUCUGUAGGACACUUGAGACUCGGAAAAUCUAAGGAAAUCACAAUUUCUUACUUCUCCGACAAGCCUGUCAAACAUCAAGGAACCAAGAUUGCCUGCACAUGGACAAGAAUCAACUUAGCAGCUGCUAAUUCUCCUGAUUGGGAUGAUUCGAUGAAAGUUGUUAAAUUUGUCCAGAAAUCUGUUCUCGAAGCAAUGCAGCAACCACAAGAGGAAGAAGUCAAAGAAACUAAACCAGGAAAGAAUGGAAAGAGACAAACAUCAUCAAGAGGAUCUGUUAGAGGUUCCCAUGCUGAUGUUAAAGCAGCUACGCAAGCAAAGGAUUCUCCAUUACAACAGCAGCAAGCUAAAGAUCCAAAGAAUGAUGGUGACACAUUUGUUAAAGUUAUUGAAGUUAAACCAGAACCAGAGAACACAAUACAGCCAAAUAGCAAGCCUAAUAGCAUGGCUAUCAAGGUCUUUGCUAUUUCAGAUUCAAUCAAAUAUGUAAUUGACACGAAUGAAGUCAACUUCAGUCCAACAAUGAUGUUUGAAACUCGUUCGGCAGAUGUUAAAAUUACAAAUCCGACGACAAUUAGAUUUGAUUAUUCCUGGAGAAUCUCAGAAUUCAAGUCCCUCAGAAGUGAUUAUCUUACUACACAUGGAUAUCCUCUUAAAGUUUCCCCACACACAGGUUUCAUCGAACCUGGUGGUUCAACAGUUUUCCAUAUUGUUUUCGCUCCAAUGGAAGUUGAUGAUUUCACGGCAUCAUUGACAUGUGAUAUUCCAUUUAUCCAGACCCCUCCACCUCAAGUCAAAGUCACUGGUCUAUCAAGACGUCCUUUGUGCCACUUCAAUGUUCAAUUAUCAGACUAUCUCACAAGAAGACAUCCGGAUUAUUCUUACAAGUUACCAACAGAUGUCAAAGUCAUCGAAAUCUUUGCGAAGAAAGUCGGUGCAAAAGCUAUGUACAGAUUCGAAGUUAUCAAUCCUACAUCCACUCCUUACGAAGUUACUUUCUCGAGAGUUGACAAUGGAGAACCUCUCGCAAACAAAGUUAAUUGCGAAACUCCAAAUGCUUUACUUUCGAGUGGAAAAAGAUUCACCGCUGCUUUCUCCUACAUUCCGGAUUCUCACAAGACAAUAGAGAGCCUCUGGGAAUUCAGAAUUGGAGGACAUGAUGGUGUUGUAACAAUUCUCGUAGUUGGCAGAAUUAUGCCGCAAUAA
Molecule: messenger RNA, 9597 nt
Organism: Trichomonas vaginalis G3
Lineage: Eukaryota; Parabasalia; Trichomonadida; Trichomonadidae
Product: deleted in lung and esophageal cancer 1 (DLEC1) family
Exons: 1
Coding region: 1-9597 (3198 amino acids)
Biological process (GO): cilium movement; axonemal central apparatus assembly
Cellular component (GO): axoneme
Source: RefSeq, a predicted model, not a curated record